Molecule: messenger RNA, 25467 nt
Organism: Porites evermanni
Lineage: Eukaryota; Metazoa; Cnidaria; Anthozoa; Scleractinia; Poritidae
Source: the annotation of a GenBank genome assembly
UAUUUUUAUGAAUAACUGUUGUCUGUAGUCGUUUGAGGCUAGAAGAGUCCAAAACCAUGUAAGAAAUCGCUGUGGAUUUUAAUUUUCGUUGUUGAUGUUUGUUUUGCUUGUUUUGAAGUUCAAACAUGAAGCUGUAUGUCGAGCAAUCACGAUGUUGACUGACAAGAACUUAUGCACGUUAAUUUUUAUAUCACAGGCUUAAAGUCAAAAACGAGAAGGGAAAGUUUGACAUACUUUUAAACGAAGGUUAGUGGUAUGACCUGUUAUUUAUUGUCAGAAAUAUUCAGCUGUAGCGUCUUAUCCUAAAACAUAAAAUCGGGAGACAUCAAUGAGCAGUAUUUUUGUCUGUGCGAGGCACAUGCGGGCAUAAAACUUUUAUUUAGGCAGUUGUAUUUUGGCUACUUUGAGAAUUUCACGGCUGUACUCACUAAUCACUAAAUACGCGGCAACUGUUCAAUCGAUAAAUUGAUGGUUGAUCGACGAUUGUGCAUUAGCAGUCGAUAAAAACGAUUGGGUACUGGAAAAUCGUUGGUUAAUCGAUGAAUAUAAACGUUUUUUUGAUAAGCUUAACUCGAUUGAUCAUCCGUUUUAUACUCUGAAAGCUUGAGUUCGCAAGUGAACGGGAGGCGAAAGGUAAAACACGUACCUCUGCAUUCGUUGUGUAUACUGGUUGAUAUUUUUAAAAUAAGUAUUAUUUUUUUAUAUCCCCCACAGCAUAAUUUUUUCAACACGCCUGUACUGUCCAAAAGAAAAAAUGACACCCUCCUCACUCCCCCAAUGGUGCAGAGAUACUUUUCAUACUUUAAAGGUACAGCCCUACAAAGGGUAGCAAAAAUAUCAUAGGGCACGUUCCUUUGGUAUGAUCGAGAUCAUCAGAUCAGGAUCAGUAAUCCAACAUCACUAAUCGCAUAAGGGGCCAUUGACAUAUUCACUUUCUCCCCACUUAUGUCAACUGAACGUUUAGCAGGGUGGGAGGGGGUAAGGCAGUGGAUGUUAGUGCAGGGCAUUUUUGGACAAAAGCAAACUGAUGCAUUUUCAUAAAUUUUACACCAUGUGCUGUGGAACCUCACCACAGUCACAAAUUCAUUAAUUAUGAGAUUUCUUACAAGUCCAAUGCUUUAUAAAUAAAUAAUUGUUAUUUGCUGUUAUUUCAAUUUUUAACCAUCAAUUUUUAUUUUAUCAUGGUUCGUUUUCAUGUUCUCUUUAAUUAGCCACAUUAUCUAAUGCUGGAUCUAAAGAUUUAGCCCUUAAGGUAAGAAUCACAUAUAACUGUUUGCACAUUGAUUCACAUAUUAAGUCUUUAUUAUCAGCGUGCAAAGAAAAUAGUAGUGUCCGAUAGCCCAGGGCUAGGGCUUACUGUAGUUUGCGAACAAAAUGGAGGGAAACGAAACGAAAUGAAAUGAAAAUCUGUAGUUUGCGAAAUGAAAAUCUGUAGUUUGCGAAAUGAGAAUCUGUAGUUUACGAAAUGAAAAUCCUCUGGAAAAUGCCAACUUCAAAUUCUACUCGGAUAUUCUAAACAGAAAAUCCCCCCCAAAAACCUGUUUGGCCCAGAAUAGUUUAACUUCUGCUCAGGCGCUCAAGUUAAGCCCUGUCGGUAGGGGUUAGGAACUGGAUGGGUGACCCACCGCGAAGAUCGUCUUAACCAGUGGGGGAUGCCCAAAACGCUGAUCACUUCGACUUUGCCUAAAUUAUUUCAGACUGGGGAAAAGUCGGGUUUCUCAAUCACGAGUUUACGGCUGAAUAGUGUAGAUGGAUGUUAGAAUUAUAUCGUCUGACACUUUUCGCCGGAUUUAUUGCGCAGAAAAUAACCCCAUAGGCAGUAAACGUUGGCUCAAAACGUGACGAAACUGAAAUUUACAACCGCAUAACAUCGCUUCGCUGUACAACACUUCAUUGUUUGCAAAGCUUCGAUUUUAUUUAAUAGAACUGUUUACAAGUGAGCAAUGCUGCAAUCGCCGGCAGCUGCAAUCGUCUGAUUCCAAACAGCCAAAAACAAGAAUACUAAACAAAGGAAUCAAAAGGCAAACAUGAAUAAAACUGCGUUUUGGUGGUGUUGAAUUCAUAGUAUGCAUGACAUUUGAGGCCUGUACAACUUCACCCCGCAGCGCUACUUGACACACGAAAGGCUGUCACACAAUUACAGAGGCCCCUUACACCUAUGGGACAGAAGAAAUCUGUUUGCCGUUUUGAGAUGUAGUAGGGGCUUCUAUUAAAUCAAUUCCGACCAAGUACCACACCUUGGGAACAACCUUCACAGGGUGUAAAAACGUCGCAGGCCUUCACUUCCCGUACAUUUCUCUGGCACCUGUCACAACGCUUUUAAAAUCUAAGGACAUAUAAGGAGAAGAAAACAACUACUAGUGAAAACAAAACAAACAAACAAACAAAACAACUGAAAAUGUAGUUAUGAUCAAUGGACGCUCCAAUGAUGGUCCCUUAAGAAUAGAUGUUGUGCUUGGUGCACACAAAAAAGUAUUUCUGAUGUAGCAGGCGUGACAGCCAGUGUGACAUAAAUGAAUGUUCAAGGCCACACUUGGGUCAACUGGUAGAAAAUCCUUCAUCCUGACCCUUCAGAAAUAUAAUUUCUGAUCUUUGGCUUCACAUAAAAUAAUAAGAAACGGGAGCUAUAAGAAGGACUUCGGUUUACAAUGCCCUUUGACAACCUACUAAAAGAUGCAAUAAUGCCUCACCCUUUCAAAGAACACUGAAAACAGAAGAAAUUGAAUUCCGUUUAACAACGCAGGCAUUUUAAAAACCACGAUCAAGAGGGUGCAUUGGGAAAUAAAUAAAAUUUGUAACUAACCAUUUCCAUUGUGUCCUUGUAGUAGUCAGGCCAGUAAAAUCGCUCUUUGAUUUUCGUAAGAGUAUUGUUGCAGCCGGCAUGUCCAGAAAAAGGUGCAGAGUGGUGCUCUUCGAAGACUCUCGCUUUCUCUUCCUCUGUGAUAACAAGUCAUCGAAGCGCUGUGCCAUUCUCCUCCUUGGCCACGUAGAACAAGGACUCUAAUAUUGAGCCAUAUUCGAACUUUUUGGCAAAUUUUUGCAGAGUCGUUUUGUCUUACUUUGCAAAGCCUUCCGGAUAAACCUUCUUUUUAAGAUACUUGAAAUGAUUUCUAUAUUUAGAGGAAUCCAUCUCUAAAACGUUUUCGAUUUUCCCGCGAAAUCCAGAAUUUUUUUGGAGGGGAUGACCAAAACACUAGGGAAUUUGGGCAUCCCGGGAGGGUACCGGGGGAUGCCCAAAACGCUGCAGUAAUAUGAGAAGGGGAUGCCAAAAACGCUAGGGAUUUGGGAAUGGGGAUGCCCAAGCCGCGGGGAUGUCCAAAACGCUGUGACAUCGGCGUUGCCUUCGCUGUGCUAAGCGUUGUUCCUUCUGCUCCGCGGUUUCUUGUUGAGGCCUUCUUCUUCGUUGUUCACGCUGAAUUUGAAGUCGGCAUUCUCCAGAGGAUUUUCAUUUCGCAAACUACAGAUUUUCAUUUCCCAAACUACAGAUUUUCAUUUCGCAAACUACAGAUUCUCAUUUCACAAACUACAGAUUUUCAUUUCAUUUCGUUCCAUUUCGUUUCGUUUCGUUUCGCUCCAUUUCGUUUCGCAAACUACAGUAAGCCCAGGGCUAGUGCAUUUUGCUAUCGGGUUGGUGAAUUUUGUUCUUAACUUGCCCUAUGGGCAAGUGAAGUUUUUGAGAAAUUCUAAUUACAGAAGAACUGUGUAAUCAAUCUUACUCAUCAAAGAGUUUUUAGGGCUAGUUGAACUGACUCUUGGGCUAGUACAUGCUAGCUACAGCUUGCCCGAAUGGCAAGCUGUAAAACUGACUUAAUUCUUUUGCACCCUGAUUAUGUUCUGGCAGAUUGUUCUUUGGAGGACAGUACAUUUGCAGAAAUAGUAAUAUUGAAUGUACCCAUGUCUAGUGGGCUGUAUGUUGAAUAGCACUCAUCAUUAAAACAGCAAAGAGAACAACCAAUUUUGUACAUUUGGAGUGAAGUUACCCUUUAAAAAUAGUUUGAUAUGAAUGUGAGUCACGGAUGAAAUUUUUUCGUUUUGAUUUGCCUGCAACAGUUGUACAUGCACAGCACAUGAUCAGUUUAGUGUCAGCAAUAUGUGGACCAAUAUUAUGUCCCCUGUCUUUUUUGGUAAUGGUAAAUUAUAUACAUAGGAUUGAUAAUUUAAAAUAUCGCAAACACUAUUUUUUUUGACUUAAUAAAAUUGUUUAUACAAUGAUAUUGACAUAUUUUUUACGUGAUUUUUCUUUUUUUCAGAGAAAACAAAACUCUAAAGUGUACACUUCAAAGAAUCCUCAAGCUCAAUUGUGGUCUUCUCAUGCCAAUACUGGAAGGAAGGAAGUUACAGUGGCUAACCAGAGACAGAAAAAUGAUAUGACAAAGUCUGUGCCAAUGGGACACCAUAGAGAUAUCAAUGAUGAUUUCUUGAAGGAGAAAAAAACUCCUAGUACAAAGAGGAGAUCUCCUACUAAAGAUGCAAGUUAUUUGACAAAAGAACAGUUGUCAAAAAUUCUGUCAUCAAUCAGUGGCCAAGAAUCACCAGCUAGCCAACAAGGUUUAUUAUUAUUUAAUAAAUAAUUUUUUUCUUCUGGUUUUUAAAGAUUUUUCUGAUUAAUUUGAGCAUGUUGAUACUCAACACAAUCAAAAUUAUAUAUAUUCAAAAAGCAGAACCCAGACGACACUCAUUUCAGAACAAAACUUUUUAUAAUAACAAAUUAAAACCAAGCAAUUUCAGUGAGUUCCCCCUUUUGUAUGUACCUGGUUCACUUUUAAAUACUGUCUUUGGGCAGAUGGUUUGGCAGCUGGGAUGUGUUUUUGCAGUGAGUUAGUGUUGUAGAGAAGCAGCCAUUAGUUUCUACUACUUAUAGAUUAUAUCUAUAUUUCUUUUGAAGGUGACUCCUCGGCUAAGCCUUUUUAAAAUUUCCGUCUCUGAAGAAAAUAAUUUUAAAAUUAGUAGUUUAGAUAGAGGAUCAACUUCUUUUCUUACUUUAUUUUUAACAAUGGUUUUCAUGUAAUUAUAGUUUUCAUGAAAAGUGAAACACUGAAACCUGUAGUUCAGCAGUCAUUUACAGUUAAUGGGAAAAGGUAAGGUCUUCACUUUUCCUUCUCAGGGCAACAUUUUUUAUGAAUUUGCAUAGGUUGUUGUGCGUAUUUGUUUUAUCAUAGUUGUAUUGAUUACCUGUGAACUGCCUGUUAAUAACUUACCCUUGCAGUUCCUCGUCCCUCGUAACACUUGCAACAUCAUCUGCGCCAACUGUUGUGGAUAAAACAUUGGUACCUAUUUUGUGGAGAGGGAAAAGAUCUUUUUACCCAUUUUCCUUUAACCGCCUGUUACCGGCCGUGUGCAGAUCCAUGUCCCUUCUACCGCCUUUGACAUCUUCAGUUUUAACAGUCGAGAACAACUUUGCCAACUAGCUUAUGCAGGGUGAAGAGAUCUAAAGUUCACCUGAUCAUAUUAUCAAAAAAUGUUUCCAACACCCUCCCAGACUUUCAGCUACACAAAGAAUUUUUAGAGGAAGAUAUUGCUCUGGUUUGAUAGAGCAUGUUACUCAUGAAUAGAUAUCUUAAUUAACAAAAGUAUAAGUUUCAAUAUAAUAAUGUUGCCAAUAGUGUUGUGUGGAUAAAGUCUUAUAGUGUUAUGUGUUUAUCAACAGCACAGAUGCACCUCUUGUGUCAGUCAUAGAAACAUCCACAGGAGUUGCUGCAAGCCAAGAACAGGUACAACUGGAAUUGUUUCACUUUAAUUCGCACUUCUUGAAAUUAAAGGUAUUUUCUUGGUGAAAGGAAAAAAGUGGAUUUUCUUACAAGUUAGAAUAAUUUUACCGGUAAUCACUGUUUCAAUGACCAAGUUGUUUAGCUAGAUCUAGAAAUGAUUUAACCUCAGUGAGAUAUUGUUAGCUUAUAUAGCGGAGGGUCAAAGAACUUAUUUAUCAGUACACAAUACAUAACUGUGCUCUAGAAAAUACAAACAGUCGAGAAUGUCUGGAAAGUUUAGUAGCAAAGGAAAAUGAAGCAUUUUUAAAGAUGGUGCCCACUAUUGGGAAGUAUUUUUUGCCAGAUAAUGACUAUGUGAGGCAAGUAGACCAUAUCAGGGGCUAUUGAAAUCCAAAAAGAAAACUGGGGGUAACCACGCAUUUUUCAGAGAUAACUGUGCCUCAAUAUGGAGAAAAAUGCUGAAUAGGUAUUUUUUAGAAAAAUGAUAAAAGUCAUUUUUUCCCCAAAUUUCAGAGUGUACACGUGAACUGGCACAAAUGCAAUGAUAAUUGUAACAAGGUUUCAAAAUAAGCAACAAAUGAUAAAAUAACAACUGCUCUUUAUACGUCUUUUUUUGAAAAUAAUUAUAUCAGCACAACUGGGAAGUUAUCAGCAAUUACCUCUCUCCACGCGUUUGCCUUAAAAACAGUGUAAACAACAUUUUCCUUGAACCAAAAAUAUUAUUGAUCGUUUGCUGAGAAGGCUUAUUACUUUCAUUUGGUAAGAAAAAAAAACUUGUGGGGGUUACCACACGUUUUUAGAAGUUAAAUUGGUUGGUUUCGACCUUAACUUAAUCGCUUUGGUGGUUAUUUACAAUUUUCCCAUUCCCUCCCCCGUCAGUUUCACUAUUGCUUCACUCAACGCAGAGUACUCUGGGAUAUCCACAAUGGCUUACAGUCAGAGAGAACAACAAUCCACGGAGGCACAGUCCUUAAGGCCACCGUCAAGCUCUGACCUGCAGGGUAGCCACAGUAAUGGCUAGAUGUUGGUUUAAAAGUUUCAUUGCUUGGUUAAAGAAACAAUACAUGUUUUUUUUAUGAUUGCUUUGCAAUAAGAGCAAAACAUAAUGUGUCACAAAAGAAACUGCCAGAUAGUGGAAAUUUUUUGCAUAUGUGAUUUCUGUCAAUUAUAAAGUGGAAAAAAUUUUCAUGCAUUAGGAAAAUUCGUGUUAACAGUGUGUUUCCGUACCAAAAAAGGGAGUGACAGGUUAAAAAUUCUUAAGUUUUCCUCGCUAUAAAACUGUGCAAAUUAUACUAAGAUGCGCAUUACACAUCCCUAGAAUUUUCUUUGACAAGGCAGGCAUCUCUGUGAAACAGACACUUAUGAGUGUGAGUUUCAACUUGCAUUGUCUAUCAUGCAGAUCGAGAACUUUGAUCUUAUCUUGAUAUUUACAGUGUUGUUUUUGUAUAUAGGCCAGUCUUCCUAAAAAGAAUUUUCAGUGGAAAAAGGACCUAGGUUUGUAUGAAAGUUUUCUCAUCACAGAAUUAUGCCCCAUUCACACCAGCUAAACAUGUUUAAUUCAUAUAGGUUUUUUUUUCAAAUAUAAAAAAGAAGAAGAACAGAUAACAAAAAACUAAUACACAGGCUUUUACAGGGAAUUCAAAUGAAAUUCCACACAUUAUGUAAAAUGCACCAAAAUUGCAAUUAAUAAAUACAGUAAGCAGCUUCUAUAAAUGAAAAAAAUUAAACCAUAUUUAACGCUAUGUAAACAUACAGCUUUUAAACAUUUUGAUUACCUUUCAAUCUGCAAAAUGCACUGUUAACACCUAUUCUUGAUCAUAUAUUAAAAAACAAUGCAUUACAUUGUACUGUCUAAGACAUAACUAUGGGCAGUUAAAUAAAUGUCAAAUGUUUUAGAAUUAUUGAUAUUCAAGGAUGGAGCAUCAUUGCAGUUUUGGGUUCUUUACACUUCUUUGUGACUGUAUAACCGCAUUGAAAUUAAAUCAACCAAUAUUGUUUUGUUCAGUUUUGUCUUGUUGCUUUUUUUUGUUGGUUUGACCUUUCAUAAUUUUUUUGUGGUAUAGAUGAACAGAUAGCUCUAAAGCAGAAGUUAAAGGCAGUACAAGAUAAUGUGGUAAGUGGAAGUUGAUUGUUUAAUGUGAUUUUUGUAGCAAUAUGUAAUUCUGUUGCAUGUAUUUGUACUGGUGUUGAAAAGAUGUCUGACAAUAAAUUUUGUUAACCUCAUUAUUUUGUUAUUAAUGUCAAGAUAAUGAAUUUAUUAGAUGUGAACAGUCAUAAAACAAAGUAAAAUUGAUCAUUGGAUGUCCACCAAUCCCACAAUUCAACUGUAAGUAACAGUUGGUCGUUCAUGGACUUGCUCAUGUCCAACAAAAUCCUACCUGAUGACUUGAGAAAUCAGUUGUUAUUUGCAUAGCAAUAUUAUUAGUAGAUCAGAAGAUCUGCAUACUAGUACAUGUAAUUAAAGAAAUGUAAAUAAAUGGACAUACACUGUACAGUGGACAUACCCCUAUAAGGUACUCACCUGCCAGUGUUUCUGGUUUGUUUAUAGGUAAAAUGGUGACCUGGUUAUUAAAACAUAUGCUGUUUCUAAAAAAAAUUGUUUGUAGACAUGGAUUAAUAAAACAUCAUUUUAAGUUUAUUUCUGUAAUGUCCAAAUAUAACCACCAAAGGUUAAUACUGCCUACUGAUUAGGAAAUAUGAUUGUUAGCUUCAAUGAUGUAUUGUUAACAUUCCCCUUCAUGUUUUAUUUAUCAUUAGAAUGAGGUGGAUGAAAUUGAAGAGUACAAUCCCUGGGGUCGUCCUGGUGGAGGGGCACCCAUUCGAAGCCACUCUGGGAAAGUUGUUGCAGACUUCAAGAAAAUGGCUCAGGUAUAAGCCUAGCAGUGAAAUAAAAAUAAACCACAUUAUGAAAAGGUCAAAAAUUGUGUGUCAUACAUUUAGUAAAUAAGAAAAUGAAGUGACUCUCUCUAUAUAUAAACUGGUAUAUUAUUGUACCAGUAACUUGUCUCUUUUCAGUCAAUCAGGUAGGCAGACAGUAAAGGUGGCUCUAUGAUGACAAACAUUGUGAGCUUAAAAAAAAUUAAAAUUUCAUCGGUUCAGUGAGAAAAACAACAAUUUUGUUUUGCAUUUGUAGUUCCUUUUUGUGUGUGACAGUUUAAUAAUGUGGAGGAUGUAAAAAAAACGAUAUCUAUUUUUUUUCUUUUCUUUCUAAAACUGGGUGUGUCCCACAAUGAUUUAACUCGAGGACCCGCUUCCUCCAAAGAUGGUUAAGUUAAACCCAGGAUUAAGCGAAAUUAUUUUGGGCAAGGUUUUCUUAUCCAACAGUGCAAUUCAAGCUUACAAAAUACUGUUGAGCCUUUACUCAGAGAUACAGUAAUGAUUACACAUGCAAAAUGUUACUAUAAGCAAUACAUAGAAAGGUAAAAUACAAAAAUGAAACAAAAUUUAAUCUUGGAUUAGCACCAAUUGGCCUUUCAGACACCAGGCCUAGGGAAGUAAGCCUUAUACAUGUACAACUGACAUAUGAAGGGUCCAUGCGUUGGAAGAGUAAACUCACUUAAGUUUGAAAAAAGGUGAGUUCAUAUUAAUAGCAAAAUUUUUGUUGCCAUCACUGCGAUUAAGCUCCCUAACACCUUAGACUGGAAAACAGUCUGAAUUUUUGCGUAUUCAAGUACGCGUGAGCAGUCAAACAAAGGUCUGGAUCAAGACUGAAAACAGAGAGAGGGCUAUAGAGACAAGCUGUCAAUAAGCCGUCAAGUUAUGCACCUAUCAAUGUAAACCCCGUGGCGGGGGCGGGGGGGGGGGGGGGGAGUGCGGGCAAGGGGUGAAGAUUUGACAAAUUUUAAAAUUUUUUGAUCAAAUUCCCCAGGGUGGGAAAUGAAAGGUCAAUCAAAAGUGUCAAAAAGCCCCCACCCCAGGGGAAAUAUCUAAACAAACAAUACUAUAAUACUAUAUAAAACGAAUGAAAGAACAUUUGAUAAGUACGUUCUUACUACUUUUAUUUAAGGUUAACGUAAGCUCCGUUAAAUUACUCGCUGUAAUUAAGUAUUUUCUCUCUCCACUAGCAUCUCUUAUUUUGAACAACGUAAUCACUCCGGACCAGGAAGAUUGACUGUGCUAUUAUUAUAUUAAUGAAACGUACAAUGCUUUAUAACAUCGGCUCAACAUGUCUGAACAGGUCGGAUCAGUGACCUGCAAAAAAUCCUCUGACUUUCAUGGUAGAAGUCGAUUUCAAUCGAGGUUUACAAUCAGAUGGGAACUUGAAGAUAAAAACUUUCUCAAAAUAGACAUUAUCUGUUUAGAUGACAGUGUAAAGUAUCGGAUUAUGGCAAUUCAAGAAAUGAAAACUUCAUAACUUUCUCCAACAGCGUGACUUUCAGAAAGCCUCGAGGGACGGACUUGGUUACCGCGUCUGAAUUGAUACCAGGCUUCUAUCAGUCAAAGUCAAAUUUCCCAACCCCGGGGUCGCUUUGCACGAUCAAAAGCCCGACAGGGGGAUAGUCUCAGGCAUCAAAUCCCCUCCCCUUGCCCGCACUCCCCCCCCCACGGGAUUUACAUUGAUAGGUGCAUUAUGUUUACACCAAGCCAUUCGUGAUGUUCCCUGCAACUGCGAUGAUUUCCUAAAGCUUUUGCCGUAAAUAGUGGUUGAUGAUCACCUCGAUUUGCUCACAUAAGAAUUGGGAUUUGUUUGAAAAUCAAAUCAGAGGGAAGCUUUGGAGAAGCUACUUUUUUUUAAGGGGGAAGGAUGUUUUUGUGUCCUACCAACAGGCUUUGGCUCUUUUCAAUCGCAAUAAUUAUUCGUAUAGUCCGUUGGUGUGUUCAUUUUCUCUCUAAUUUGCGAAAGCAUCACAGCGCAGUUUCAUACCUUCAUUUUGUUCUGCACAGCGAGCAAACUCUUGUGGAGAAAGAUUCUCCAGAUUCGUUGAGGACAAUGAAAAGUUCCUUUUCAGAAGGUCGAAUAACUUUGGUAAAUGUUUAAUCUUUUCUAGUAGAGGCAACUAACAUAUUUUCAGAGCUUAUCCACCCACUCUUAAAAUUGCCGAACUGUGUUUUGAAACAAAUCAUAAGAAGCGCUGGGCUCUUUUGGCUUUCUCCCUCUUUGAGGGAGCAGGCACAGGCUUUGCCGGAGUACUUCCACUUCCACUCAUUUUUGAUCCUCCACAAAACAUUACAUUGCACAGGGAAACAAAGCUGAAGACUGCUUUGAAAUUACUGGAUACAGCAUUCACCACACAAUUUGAAGCCAAGUGUGGACAAUAGCAAGUGGUAUUUUCUCGCGAAAUCAAUCACCAAGUUAUCAAAUUCACCGAGAGGGUGCAUAUAGAGUUGUAAACAGAUUUUUGACAGCUCAACAAUAUUUUUGAACCCCCUGGUCAGAACGAACUCAUUGUAUGGAAAAAGGACAGUAGGUUUUUUUUCUCUUGCCUCACAUGCCCAUGGGGUGUGUGAGACUCUUAAGCUGUGCUUAACGGAUUUUAAGAAAAAAACUGACUAUUUUGAAGUCUACUAAUACCUCAGUGGGGAAACUAUUUUUUGAGAGCUGCCAUGUACAUAAAGAGAUGCAUAAUUAUUUUAAAGACUGUUGUACUUUUCAUCCAACACUUCAGUGAAGUUUAACACUUAUUAUUUCAUUGUCGUGAUGAUAUCAAUAUCAAGUGACAAAGAUGAAAACUUAAAACUGACCUAAUGUAUAUGGUUUAAGGUGACAAAAUAAAGAACAAAAGUAACAUGUUUGCAAGUGUAAAUGAAAAUAUGUUAAACAAACAGUUUUGCCUGGAUGGAAUCUGAAUUGUGUGUUUCAGAUUCCAUCUGGGCAAACUGUUUGUUUAGCAUAUUUUCAUUUACGUGUGCAAACAAUUGUUACAGUUUUGCCCGGAUGGAAACUGAUUAUUGUGUGUUUCAGAAGAAUAUACGCGCUGGCUUAAUGUUGAAGGUAAAAUCUGUUCUCAAAUUAAAGCCGAGAUUCUUUGCCUCCUCUGAAUAUUUAGGGAUAGGAAAGAAAGCAAAUUCUGAAUCAAACUAUAGUCAAACCCCACUUAAUAUGGACACCCAUAUCAAGUGGACAGUUUUGUUUGCCCUGAUACUUAAGCUUUAUGUAUAAUUAUAAGCCCUGACCUUAUAUAAUUAUUUUCUGUACCUUUAAUUUUUGUGUCCCAAUUUACAAACUCUUGUAUAUCCUCUCUUUAUGGACGCUGGUUAUCUGUGCACUGUCUUUUAUCCCAUUUUUAGUGAGACCCUGCUUAAUACAGAUACCCAUAUGAUAUGGACACUAUUGCAAUUGUUCCUCGGUGUCUGUAGAAGUCUCAUUCCACUAGCACUGUUGGAAUAAUGGUUUAUGCGAAGCACAGAUUUCACCUAAAAAAUAAAAGGUUUAUUGAAUUCCCAAAAAAUCAAAGUAUACUUAAAAAAAUGUCUAGAUAUGAUUGAUAUAUAUAUAUAUACCUAGUAAUUAGUUAGAACCUAAAAUUUAUCUUUAAACAACCGUUUGACUGGCUUUUUCUGUGUUGUAUAAGAAUGAGGCGGAUCCCACAGGGUCAGGUCUGACAUUGAACAGUGAUCAGCCUGCAGUUAAGACUACUGGACAGGCUAGUAAUGCUGCACAGUACACUGGUACAGCUGCAGGUACAGCUGAUGUACUACCUGCUGCUAUGAGAAGCUCAUUUGCCGUUGGGGUAAGAUCAGUCUCCUAGCUCUCUUAUGUAAUUAUAAAGGUGCAGAAAUUGUGCCUUCCUACAUAAAACAGAAUUGCCAUUGAAAAAAAAACUGUUUUGAAUUGCUAUAAUGUACGAGAUAGUGGUAUUAGAAAAGCAUGAUCACGAUCCUGACCCGGCUAGACAAAGAAAUUGAAGGUUAACAGGUAAAACCUUUAGUUGGUCUUAUGUACAAAUCAUGAAUCAAAGGCUGAGUGGGAAAACGGAGGGAAUUGUCCACUGACCCAGGACACCCUGGCUCUUGAUUAUUAAACCCUUCUGUUACUUUAUUCAAAUAACUAAUUAUUAAAGGUGUUAUGUAUACAAAAAGACUACAGUAUUAUCAGUUGGCUUCCCAGACCUUGAGUCACUUUGGCCAGAGUUUGAAAAAAAUCCAGUGAGAGAUCAUGCUCAUUACUCGUAACUUAUUCGAAGAUUGCCACUUCAAUGAUUCUCAUGAGAUGAGCCGCUUGUCUUGCAGGAAACCAGAUAAAACUGGUAACUUUUGAGCAGACAUACUACAAUAUUAUUCCUGGUAUUCCAGUGACUACACUGUGAAACACAGUGAAAACUUUCAAUGUUUUUAUUACAGAAAAAAAUAUUCUUCAACACCAACAAUUUGUUAAAAGUUUAGCAGAGCUUAAUUUCCGAACCCAUCCGAAACGAGGCUGGGAGUAAUCGCAAACAUCAUCAUGAUCACUGAUGAAGGGAUCCAAAGCUCUGCUAUUAAGAAAAGCUCGAUUGCUCAACAAAUUGUUGGUGUCGAAGAAUAAAUCUUUUUUGGUAAUAAAAUUCUCCUUUUGGGUGGUUUUUGUCAUUUUUGUCCUUUGCAAUUUGUGCCUUGUGUCAAAUCACCUCAGAACCUUUAGCUUAUUAUUAUUAUUAUUAUUAUUUGUUAUUAUUAUGUUCUCGUCAAGUUUUCCUGCUUCCCAUCUAUUGUAACCAGGUCCAAGCAGUGGACCUGCCCUGGGGCAUUAUAGGGGGAGAAAUUACUUCAGCGACAGUACUUUCCUUACUGUUUGGUUGUACUAAGCAUUGUGAUUUUCUGGAUUUCAUUGGUGCUAAUGUUACUUGGGAUUCUACUAGUGACCUUGUCUAGUCCUAUCUUAAUUAGCCCUAGGGCUCCAACGACCACUGGUAUUGUUUCCGUUUUCAUAUCCCACAUUCAAUUUCCAAAUCAAUUGUACUUGGAUAACUUCUCUUGCUGAGGUGAUUAUUAUUAUUAUCAUUAUCAUUAUGAUUAUUAUUAUCACUAUUAUUAUUAUGAUUGUUGUUGUUGUUGUUAUUAUUAUUUUCAUUUUUAAUGAUAAAUUACUAUUUAUUCAUUUCAGGCUCCAGGUAUCGUAAAGUAUGAGACAAAGCAGUCUAAAGCUGAAGAGAAGAAAAAAUGGUUACAAGAACUUGGUAUGGCCCAUAUAUUAUAUGUUACAAACGGAUAAAACCUGAGUUACACCACACUGGAUUUAUUUUGUUCAUUUCCAUUUUUAACAGAGCAACAAAUCAAAGAAAAAAAGGAAAGAGAAGCUAAGGAAAAAUUAAAUCAAUCACUGAAGGUAGAAUAUUUCAAGUUUAUUCUUGCUCUCAAUUACGCAAAACUGAAAUAUUUUUAAGAGAAUGUGAUUGUCAUAGUUUAAAAACAAGAAAGUUUCAAACCUCAACUGAAUUCAAAACCAGACUCUUUGCUAUUGAAUGAUUCUCAAUUUCUUUUAUCUCCUGUCCCUGAUUAUUCAUGAAUUAGGGCGAAGAAACAAAGGGAAUUUGAGAAUCAACCAAGGUUAAAAAAUGUUAACCUUAAUUCAGUGGAACCUCGAUAUAACGAUGCUCUAUAUAACGAAAUCCUCGCAGUAAAUCAUAUAUUUAAAUGCUAUUUUGUGCCUUAAAAAAUAUUUAAUUAGCAUUAUGAUUAUUAUAACGAACGAUUUUUUUUUACCCCAGUAAUAGUAAAAUAUAUGAAAAAGAACCUUGAUAUAACGACACCUUCUUAUAGCGAACAAAUUUUGCCUCUCCGUUAUUUGGCCUUUCGUUAUAUCGAGGUUCCACUGUUUAUUUUUGACCUGUAACAGAAUCCCAUCCAAACCUUCUAAGUAUCUUAUUAUUAAUAGAACAAAAUAAUGUUAGAUGGUUGUUGUUCAAUAUAGGAGAGUAAAUAUGAAACAUGGUUCCAAACACCUGCUCCAGCCCGUGAAUCUUCUGCCAACAUCAGCGUUCCUACUAGUAGCACUUUUACAAAACAACACUCUCCAGUGCAAACUGUGCAAAAUUCUCUCACUUCAGCCAGCAAUGAAAGGUAAAGUAGUUACAAGUGUAUGAUCAAUAUUAAGUCCACAAGCAUUUGGGGGACAUAAAGAACAAAUUAACUGCGUAUCUACGUAUUUGUGUCCAUUCCCUACCUCUCCAUUGUCCCCUAACCUGGAACACAUCGAUUCAAACAAGCAACUCCUUUCCUUUCGACAGACAACAAUUAUAAGAAUCAUGUAAAAAUGGGUUUAUACCACAGUUAAUGUUCAGGCCACAUGGUUACCUGUCUUUUAUUGGAUGUUCUGCCUCCUGUAUAUGCGAAACAGCCGAAGUUUAGGUGCAUAUUAGGGGCGAAUAUUUUCUGAUGUUUUCUUAACAACGACAGGUUAGCACAGAACAGCCCGGAGUUUUCACUCAAUAUUUUCCUUUCGGAGUCCCUAAGACUCCUUUAACCAGAGGUUUAGGGUCCCAGAGGGAACAGUGGGAGUCCUAAGGUUAGCACUCUUUCAAAUUCCAGGAAGUCUCUGAAACAUUUUCGGGUUUCUUCUUAAAAGCAGAAGCAUCACUACAACCGUUCGCUGGCUCACAAUGAGACAGUAGUUUCCAAACCUCUGCAAGGAGUUUUAAUGUGGUUCUCCGAUCGGAACAUCAAAAAAGCAAGCUUGAGAACCAUUCAAAGUGAUAAUGGCUCUUUUUAGUUUUAAAAAAGGAGUCAGACAAAAGAAGAAGAUUCAAAAGUCUUGAUAUUUUAUUCUCAAAACAGAUUUUUUGAAGAUGUACGCAGUUCUUAACUAAUUUUUAGUAAACUAUCGCUCUAGAGCAUGUGAGUCCGAGAGGAACGGUUCUCUUUGGUGUUUUGCGUCCUCUUUUUUCUUUUUCGGCGAAACAGCGCGUCUCUGACGCGUAUUUGCGCGUAAGGGAAAACCCUGACAGCUGAACUGUAAUUAGGUUUCAUAUGUAAACAGGGCUGGGAAUAUUCAUAAUCGAGGUCAUGGAUUGCAGAGUUUAGGACAAGUGGAUCAAGGAGAACUGGAAAGAAAACGGAACAAGACACUGGAACAUCAGGUGACCCUUAAACUAAGUUAUCUUAUUAUCCCAUUAAUUUUUCGUGAACGGCUAUUAUUAAAAAAUUUCCUAUCGUUUUAUGGACUGAUUGUUUUACAACUUUCAGGUUAUUUUACCCAAAAUAAAGCAGGCGUGUUACUAGAAGGCCUUGUCCACUACACUCUUUCUUUUUCAUAAGAAUGUUGUUUUUGCGGCCCGGUCUUAAUAUUCUUUUUUCCUGCCAAUUUUAGGCUGAAAUAUUCUUGCAUUAUUCUUAAAUUUUAGCUUUUGACUUUUCCGUUGUAAUGUAUUGUGGUCUAAAGUUCAGUUGAUGCUGGUUUUUUUGUUUUUGUUUUGUUCCCUAGUUUUCACCGCUAAUUGUAUUGUAUUUACAGAUUUUCAACAAAAUCUCAGCCUUCGGCUUAUUCUUAUUGUAUUCUUGAAAUUUCGCAAAUUUUAGUCUCGAUAUUCUCAUAAAAAAACUUGUUAUAUUAAAAAUAAAGAGUGUACUAGAUUAUACACCGCGGUAGUGAGGGUUUCCUGACGUUCUGUUCAAAGCCAACAGCUUAACAUUACCUCCCAAUCGUGUGACGUCGUUCUGAAUGAUAGACAAAGCACGAUUUUAUUUGAGUGUCAAUCAGGGGCCCCCAACGACCGUUUCCUCCCAAAUGCAUUGAAAAUACUUUUCAGGUUAUCAAGAGUACUUUUAGAUGUUUAGAAAUGUAUUCUAAGUGGCGCUAAAAAUUUAUAUGUGUUCGGUCAUCCUAGGGUAACUUGAAUCUUCUAGAAAUUACAAGGGCUUCAGUAUUGUUUUCCCGAAAAUUUUAGCUGCAAUUUAAAGAUUGACGAAAUAGUAAAAGCAUUUUCGAUUCCGAAAAUAUUAGGUUUCCUUUCUCUACGAAAAAUAGCUUAACCUGGUGAGUGAAAUGGGAAAAAUUAAACUUCACAAAAUCGUAGGGAAUUAUUAGAUAAGCUUCGAAAAUUGUACAUGAAUGGAACGGUCAUCUAGAAAUUUUUAGCCUUCCUCAAGCUAUAGAAAAUUCUAGGCAUUUUUUGCUUCUCCGAUAUUUCACGGAAAACAGUCGUUGGGUGCCCCUGAAUAAUACUGAAUACACUGUUUUACGUACGCUACUGGAGAUGGGAUCGCCAUUUCUACGUGACUCACCCGAAUCCCUCGAAGGUUCCUUCCUCCCGGCAUUGCUCAGACCCUGAGUAUUGGUCCGGGCCUGGAGAUCAAACACGCGGCCUUCUGCUCUACAGUCGAGCUCUUUACUUCCCUGCUAGCAGAGGCCUUUUUCACCCUGGUAUUUGGCUCGGAAGAGAAGAGGCCUCUGUUAGCAGGGAUGAUAUUUACAUACUGAGCUAGUCCUGCCGCACACUAGUUUACCAGGUAGACCCUGGCAAAGCAACCGAGCAAACGUCAAUAAACCGGCACUCAACUUAGUGUUACCAAGUGGUGGUGAUAAUAUGAUAUUACGGACCUUAAGAUCCGACGACAGCGACGGCAACGAGAACGUCAAUAAAGCAAUAGGUUUAAUAACCAAAACAACAAUUUUGCACGUGUAUCACGCUUUUUUGUACAUUUCCUUGCCGUCGCUGCAGGACUACGACGUGAAAAUGCCUAAUUUGACGUUUUACAUAGGAAGUACACAAGUGACGAGGACAUUUCCUCUCACUUUCUGAACUUGGAUAUGGUUCUUAGGCUUCUCCGGACAGAUAUUUCACAGUUUUACUUACGCUACUGGAGACGGGAUCGCCAUUUCUACGUGACUCACCCGAACCCCUCGAAGGUGAAGCCGUUUUGCAGGGCAAAGGCAGUACUAGCCUCCCAGCAGAAGUCCUUUGGGGUUCGUUUGAAUGAGUGACGAACGAACCCCAAAGGACUUCUGCUGGGAGUCUAAGGCAGUACCUUCCUCCCGGCAUUACUCAGACCUUGAGUAUUAGUCCUGCCUUGGAGAUCAAACCCGCGGCCUUCUGCUCGCUGUCCUCGGAUCUCAAGGUCCCUGUUAGUGAUUUGCUGCUGGUGGUCGACAUUAACCUGAGAAUAUUUAUCGCGAUGAUUAUCGUAGUGUUACUGGAAAGUUAUAUUGAAUUAUUUUAGCUUGCCAUUAAAGAGCAAGUAGAGGAGAAAAGACGGCUUAAGCAGGAAGAGAAAGAAAGAAGGAUGAAAGAGGAAGCUGAGAAAGAAAGAACGCUAGCAUUAGAGCGAGAAAGACUUCACAAACAGUAUCAGGAAGAACUGAAAAUGCGUCAAGAAAAAGAGGUGAGGAUAAUUGUUGUUAGUAAAAUCCAACUAGUGGUCUAUUAUCAAUGCUGCGUUCUGAUUGGCUGAGCUACUACUAGGCUAUAUGUUAUAGCCUACUAAUAGCGAAAAGCGCGCGCUUUUUGGCGGCAAAAAAGGAUUAAAGUCUAGCUUUAACUAGCUAAAAUUUUUUUAUUCUCGAUAUUUUUGACCAACUAGUUGGAUUUUACUAAAACAAUUAUUCCUCUCGCCCUCAUGGCCUCUGAGUCUAUAGCCCAUUCGGCCUUCUGCCUCAUGGCCUAUUGACUCAGAGCCCAUUCGGGCUCGAAGAAUAAUUGUUAAAUAGUAAGCUAUGAUGAGGCCCAUAGGAUCUGUAUAUGUUCUUGUGUUUGGUAGUUGUUAUUAGAUACUUCGGAUGUGAUAUAUCAAAAUAUGACUGCCACUGAAUGUAAGUAGUACAUCUUAUGAUUUGUGCUGGUUCCACUUUCCGUGAUACGAUAUGUGAUUAAACAGAUAUUUACAUAGACAUUCACCCUUGUUCCGUAGUCUUAACUAACAAAGUUCAGGGUGUCCGUGUAUAAUCUUAAGCGCUCUUACAAUGUAUGUUGAUCGUCUCGAUCGGGCUAAGGAACUAGAGUAGAAGUCAGAAAUGCCCAGUGAAAUAUUGAUAUAACACAAGCAACAGCAACGAUGUUUUACAUCAGUGCGCUUAACUUUUUGUAAGAUGAAGUUGUUGCUCUCGCUGUAAUGUGAUCGUUCCAUUUCUAAUCUUCUCUUACAGUAACACCUAGAAUUUUUUUCACGUCGGUGUACUACUUGCACUUUAAAGUGACGUGUCUCUUGAUUGCGUUUGGUAGGAUGAAGCAAGGCGUCGGGCGGAGGCAUUACAACUCAGUAUUGUACAGGCGCACCAGUCCGCACAACAGGUAAGUUCUUUUUUUAGUAAAAUAAGAGCCACGACCAAUGACCAGUUGACCAGAACCAUUAUCAAAGAAAAUGGAAUAUUUGAUCAUUCGAAGGGUAUUUUGUCGUUGGUCUGAAUUGGGCAUGUUAAAAAGUGUCUUGAAUAUUCAAGAUUCUUACCUAUAACACAAGAGGUUGUUGUAAAAUUUUGUUUGAGUUGUUUAAUGGUUAGUUGAUCUCUCAAAGCAGCUUCAUCCUCCUCGGCUCCAUUCGUUUUGUUGCUCCUUUCUCAUUCAUUUCCUUAUUUACGUAUGUAUGUAUUUGUUGACUUUCAGGAAAGAGCUGCAAAACGAUUAAAGCAUUUGGAGUCUGGUGGUCACGAUGUAUCUGGAUUGCGAUCCCGAAUGGAAGAAGGUUUGUCAUUUGUGAAGUUGCUUGGUCUGCAAUGUGAGCGCUGGUCAACAACUGAACCUGAAUAACUCAACAUUGACUGAUAAAGAGACCUCUUUCAUAACAGGGGCGAUUUAUGUUUCCAUACGUACUUUGAUAAGUAAUCUUGUCACAAGAACAGACACCAUCAAAGACUGGAAUUUUGAUGAAUUCCCUGUCCCUAACCUACCUUCUUUUUAUAUCAUCGCUAACACUGACUUGUCCCCAUCACCUCCUGCUCUUACCGUGCACGUUACAAAGACGGCUGGGAAGGAGUCAGUCAUUAACAUGAACCAUCUUCUCAUACAUCGCGGUAAAGGACGUUUACUCAGUAUUGAGCCUAUCUUCAGUCUCCUUGCAGGUACCCUGGGCCCUCUUACUUGAAAAAUAUUGCCCUCUAUAACUCCAGAAGAGGAGCCAUGGGAUCCUCAUUGGCUAAUUCCUAGAUAUUUAAGAAUUUGUUCAUGCUUAGCGUGCGUAUAUCGAGUUAUGGAUGCACGCGGGAAGUUUGGAGAGCACGAAAGAUGCGUAAGAGUUGCACGAGGCGAUAGCCGAGUGCAACUCUACCUUCUUGAGUGCUCUCCAAACUUCCCAAGUGCAUCCAUAACUCAAUAUACGCACAGCUAAAAGCAUGAGCAAAUUCUUUUAUAACAUAGCUGUCAAAAAUGCUUGCUUUUCGAUUAACUACAAAAUUCUCGUAACGCGCGACACAAUAACAAACGCUUCUAUUGGCUGAUUACAAACACGCCACAAUGGUUUAGUUUGAAUGAAAAUUCUUUCUGAAAACUGAGAAAGAAAAUUUGCUUAUUUAUUCGCUAACUAUCAAUGAAAACUAAAAAGAAACAAAGGAAAAAGAGUCUUAAAGUCCGCCUGAAGUGAAAAUACUCACAUGUUCGGAAGUCGUGGAGUACGGUUUGGAUUUGCUUGAAAGAUGUUUAUGUUUGCUCGGCAAAAUCCAGAAAACUUGUUUUUCAGCGAAGACGACUGUCAUCCUACGUUAGCCUUAUAUUCAUUUACGAACAAUGGCUGGUCAUUACGGCUUCUUGAGAAGACCCGGCAGCAGUUGUUUUUGUGAGUAAUAAAUUCAUGUCUCCUUGUGUCAUUUGUCUUGUUAUUGCAAGAGAAAUUUUCCUGCUUCAGUCGGAUUGUUCGGCGAUAACAAAAGUGUAUAAUUUUUUGCUGUUGAGCUUACUUUUAAUUAACUUGUUUUGUAGGAUAUAAAACAAACGUUAAAAACGGAGGACACUUUGUACAAAUUGGAUAUUUUCCGACACAGACCAAUUUGUGGUCUUUUCUCAAGUAAAUGUCAGUCUUUACGGCAGACUUUCAAGUUUCAACGAAUCAUGCAGGCUCUAUUAUUUGCGAAACAUGUCACGGCUUUUGCUGUUGCUUUGAGUGGCUAGAACGAAGUUAAAUUCCAAAAAAGUCUAGAAAGUUUUUUAUCAUUGCCGUCGAUUUUUGGGUACUUAGGAAAAGGGACGAAAAACACAGCUGAACAGUACACGUCAUCUUAUUUACGCACGGGCGUGCGUAAAUAAAGAUUUUGUUCAUAGCGGCUCAAUAGGACUUAUAUCAGGGCGGAUAAAGGUUGGGCGGUGAAACGAGCGCUCCGCUCUUCAUUUAAUGUGUGAUGCGGAGUAGGACUGGCACGAGCGCUCUUUCCGCGCUUCCGGUGCGCUUGAAGGCCGGCGAAAUUUUCCUUUUUGGAAACCGGAAAUCCUAUUUUCUUUCUGUAAUUUCAGGCUACAAUGUUAAAUAGAUAAAUUCGUUUCAUAACAAUAUCAAUAAACAGUUUCAUAUGUUUGUGUCUGUACGUCUAUAAGUCAAACUUGUUGGUCGUAUAAUGCCAAAAUUUGAGUUUUAUUUGAAAGUGUUGAAUACCUCCCUCUUCCACUAAAUAUCACCUAAUCGUCUUUCACCGUUUCGUUUGCAAAAGCUUAACACUUCUUAACCUCAAUUUUUACAUAUGUUAAAGAGGGAUAAAUUUUAUAUAACAUAACAAAAAAUUAGAUUGAUAUAUAUUGAUAUAGUGGCGUUGUACUUCUUCAAACUUUGCUUCUCGGGUGCAACGCGCCUUUGCGAUUCGCGCAAUGCGUUGCAAAUCUGGCAACCGCAUGUAAACAAAAUUUAUUGAGGUUAGUUGUAAGGUUUUUUCUCCGUUUUUCUCUCUAAAACAAAACAAGGUAAACAGUAAAAACUGAGGGGAAACUAAUUUUGAAGUUUCGAAGUAACAGAAAGACGUAUGAGAUGUUUUUUUCAAAAUUAAAAAGAAGGAUGAUGGUGAUUGAAAUUAGCAUAAUUUCACCUUGCACGAGCUGCACGCAUUUAUAAAAUACACGUCAUCUACUGCUGUCUUUUAGUUUUGCUAGGGAUGACAUGGAUGAGAUUUUCUUUCGUGUUUUAGACAGUACUUAGUUGUUUUUGUUUUGGAAUAACAUCGACAUUGGCGAGUAGCAGAACGAAAAUAUAAUUCAGUGGUAGAGUCAUGGAAGUAAUAAAAGAAACCCUUUGAAAGAGAUGUUUGUCUACUCCAACUAAACCUCCCGGAAAAAAAUAGCAACAUUUGCCUCUCGGAGGCAGCGUACCAUCACAAAGGAACGAGGAAGAAGUGCAAGAAAAUAAAUCAAGCUGCCAUAAUUCAGUGACAGCGGCAGUGUCUAAUGUACAAACCACAUCGCAAGCCCUGACCGAUGACCGAAGUCGAAAACAAGCAACAUUUCUAAGCAGAGUCCCAGUCCACUGCAUCACACCUUUUUGCUCGGACGCGCUCGUUUCACCGCCCAACCUUUAUCCGCCCUGCUUAUAUAGGGCAAGCACGCGCGCUAUGUUAUAAACCCUUUUUUGGCCUGUACUCAUCUCCUGUAUGUGCAACACGACAAAGUUAAUACAUUUAUUUAGCACAUUUUAAACAAGCAGGUAUAAUCAUUUUGCGUUAUAAGAAAAAUCCCUAGUUAAACAUUAUUGUUGUUUAUUUUUCUUCCCAGGUGACCAAGACACAUCUAUUUGGAUGCGAUCCACAGAAAGCUCGUCUUAUGUAACGGAAUAUUCCCAGUUCAGUCCGCGAAUAGAACGAACUGAGACGGGAGUACCGCAGGAGGAUGAUAGAAACAGUUCUUGGCAAAAGAACGCCCAACUGGAAUCCGAGCUAAAAGAAAUAAGUUUAAGUACAUCAUUGGAAUCACAAUGGACAUCAUCAUCUCCGGUUCCUUCUCGAAAGAAUGAUUCUCAGGCGAAUUCAUACUUAGAAUCGUCAAGACCAAGCAAAAAAUCUACGCGGUCACAGUCAGAAAAAAGCCAUAGAAAAAAACAACCGAGCAAACAUCAAAUCAGGAAACGCACUUCUUUGGAGAAUGUAAAGCAAGAGGAAGUACCUGCCGCUCCUGCUUUACAAGAUGCUUUUAUGUUGCCCUACAGGCGGACUUCAAGUGCUACAUUUGCUGUUGCCAUGGAUACCACCUCUCUGUCAGACCAUGAUACUACUGCUACUACUACAACUGAUACAAGUAAACAGACAGGAAAGAAGGCAGACCAAGGUACUCUGAGAAAAACUAGAAAUAUAAUAAAACACAACGAGCAAGUUAAAGGAUCGGAGCGAGAUGUCAAUUCCAAAAAUACCAGUAUUUCUCUGACUGCGGAAAAGCGGAAGGUUAGACAAGUAAAGGCAAAGAUUGCGGAUGGAAAAAAUGUGUUGGAUACCGGAAAGGUUGGUCACCUUCUGAUCUGGAAUAAUUCUUAUUUCAAUUCUUAUUUCCAUGGCUGUUGUAAUGUUUGUAUUAUUCUUAGGCUGUCGGCGUAUGUUUAUGUUAAAUCGAGUCAGAUUUUCGUAAAAUGUCAUUUCUAGCAGAAAUCAGUUGAAAGAGUCAAAUAUCCCCUUUCUCAGCGUAAUCUUACAUCCUAUAUACUACUAAAGCCCCAUCAUCCGCAGUACCAACUUAACAUGUUUAUUUUAACCAGGUUUUAAAAAAAUGAAAAACCUUAACGAUAAACUAGUACACGGGGUACACGGGGUCUUACACUGGAUUCAAUUGAACUUUAACUUACUCCAGUGUAAUUUGUGUUAAAUAUGCAGUCGAUAAUAGUCAGUAAGCAGUUUUUUGAAGACAACAAUUCUAAACCGUGUUUAACUAAAUAACUUUUCAACAUGUUAAAAAUUUGUUUUGCAUUGGGGAUAAUUCUCGCUUAAGAAAGCUACCUUGGGCGCUUGCUAAUGGUGAGAACUGGCCGACUGCCAAUCGGUCACUUUAGAUAUGAAAUGCACUUAUAGUGAAAUAAGCCAUUUCCGAGUUCCCCGGGCCUCUGUUUCAAAACGAGGGUAGGUGUUCAGCCGUUGAUAUGGAAAUCAUUUUUCAUUCUCAUGCAAAUGAAACUUAUUUUCAUAAGAAAGGUUGUGCACCUAGCCUCAUUUUGAAAGUGAGGGUUUUUGGAACUCGGAAGUGGCCUAUUCUCUUCACAGCUGGACUGGUCUGGCCUUUUCUGGCUCACAGUAUUAAAGCUCAUGCACUAAUUUCAAAUUGCACCUGGUUAAUGAUUGCUAACAAUUGUGUUUAGAUCUCUCCAGAGCCAUUACCUACAGCACGCCAGGAGAUGAUUUUACAACAACUUGCUUCUCUUAGACAAGUGAGUUUAAAUCAUAAUUAAUUACUACAGUAUAUAUUCCUCAGAUAUUGUUAAUUUUACAAUAACUGAGCGAUUUCUUGCGCCCUGAUUGGUCGAGAGCUAUGGUCGAUAAGAGUACAGAUCAUGGAAAUGACAUCAUGGUGGCGCAAUUUCUUUUACUCUUUCUUGCGCGAGCAAUGUUUACUGAGAAACUUCGACGGAAAUGGAUGUUACAAACUGCCUAUGUUAUUGUAAAAAAACAAGCUAACAACAAGUUUCCUUUGUCUGUACUCUUAGCGGCCAUACGGCUUGCUGUUCGUGGUUCCAACUGAGUUGUGAACAUUUUUACGUCAUUUCUAUGGUGAAGUUAAUAAAUAGAUUCCAUGUUGCCGUGCGUCUAUUCAGUAAUAGAUCACAGAUGACGUCAAAACUGAAUGUGUUGAAAACAAAGAAGUGGCACUGCAAAGUUUUGAACAUUUUGACGUCAUGUCUAUGGAGGGUAUGAGUAUAGAUUAUGGAACAUUGUGUCGAUUUGUUAAGUUGAUACUUCGAAAUUUGUGACAACGUUAAUGCUUGUUUUUUUUUUAUCCCAAAGGGUUUAAUGAUGAAGGAACGAGAACUCACUUAUAGUGCGCUGUAAAGAGCACAGUUGCAGCUCCACUUCCGUUUUGAGUAGAGGAAUAAAUAGAGGAACAUUGACUGUCAGAUUUGUGGUGUCACUGAUGUGUUAUCACCGUCUGACGUGUUUGUCUAUGUGUUACUUUUAAGUGAAGCUUAUAGACUGGGCCAUUACAGCACGGCCCCAUCAAGGUGGCUGGUAUCUGUUAUUUCGGAGGAUUAGUGGCUCGAGAAAGUAUUAAUGGAAUACCAGGAAGCAAUGUAAAUAGAUUAUAAAAAUGUAGUUAAACUGGUAACUAGAAAAAGCAACUAUUAAAAAAGACAGGAAUCUGGUUCGUGUUUAGUGUGUUGUGCUGCCACUGGAUUACAGUCGACUCCUGAUAACUCGAGCCUUCAAGGGAAAUAGGAAUCAAAAAGUUCGAGUUGUAGUGAGAUCGAAUUAUCGGGAUUUCGGAACAAACACCCGGAAAUAAGGGAAAAAAAACAGGUUUUACUGUACCUUGUGGACUUUGAUCAGAUUUUUAUUGUUGCUGCUAUCUAGACAGACCACUUCGAGAAACUCCGAUAACUUUAUAAUAGAGUGGGAAACUGACCAUGUUCUGUUCUGAUGAACAGUCCGUUCAUCUGUUUGAGUAAAAUGUACACCACGCGUGCACUGUUCUAGUUUAUUUUGCUCGCGCUUUGUUCAAAUUUAAAAUCUUGCGUGUACUUUUAUUUUCGCGAGGCGCCCUAUUUAAAGUCGCGUAGCGAGCUUUGAGUUCAGUUGUUAAACUGAUUUUAAGCUGACCAGUUUCAACCCGUUUAUUGAUAACCAGAAGUUGCUAACCAGAUAAACAGAAGUUGUUAACCGGAAAACCAGACUGUGUAAAUGUGAACUGUUUUGUUUAAAUACGGAGGCAGUUAUAGAAGUAAAUGUAAAGUCGAUUUUGUUGUUGUGUUAGGUUACUUUCUGUUCAUUUUCUACAUUGUACUUAGGCCGAGUGCAUACGUGCCAACGGAC